CCAAAACAUCGUCAUGGACGACAUACAACAAGAAGAAAGCGACUAGAAAUCUACAUCAAUCAACAGUAAUCCACUGUGACUGUUUGACUGUUGCCCCCUGUUUGACAAGUACAAGAGACCUUCCUCUGGCCUUAGAAACUCUGACACUUUGGUACUCUGGUAUUUUAUCCCAAGCUAUUGUCUGAUUUUUUUUUUUUUUUUUUGGCAGAAACACACUUUGUUCUCCAUAGAACUUGAUUCUUUAGCUUGGUCUGGGCAUGAACUGAAGUACUUUAUCCCUCGCACAGUUGCCUUUGCACACCGUUAUUCAAAUUCCACGGUUCACGUCUUUUCGUCGUUUUAUCACCCACCUCAAUUUUAUUCAAUUACUUUAAACUUUUAUUCAUUUUUGGUACUUUAAUCGCAUACGAAAAUGGUGCGACUACUCCCUAAGGAUCGCAAACUAAGAAGAUGGGUGAUCUUUAUUUUAAUUAUCACUUUCAUCAUGGUUGCGUCGUUAUUGAUUUAUUCCGUGGUGGCCAGCACGAAACACAAACCAGAUAAUCCAACCCCUCCUCCGCAUAUCUACGAAGAUCCUGUCGCCUUUCACGUCUACAGUCGAGGAAACUAUACUGAAGUGAACAGCACCAUCCGUUACGAAAACUCAUACGUUAACACAGGAUCGAUGAACUUGACAACGGGAGUCUUUCGUGCGCCCACUGAUGGUACAUACGUCUUCGAUUUCAUCGCGCCUCGUUAUAGCAACACCACAAACGAAGUGUUGUGUCUUAACGUCCGACUGGAUCGAAAUGGUUUGCCGAUCGGAAAUGGCCCCAUUUGCGGAGAUUCCUACGAAGAGUGGACGCCGGCUUCGUUCAAUGCCGUACUAAAGCUGAAACUGAAUGACACUGUUGAAAUGUUUCUGGAGCAAGGAGCGAUCAAAGCAAGUAAGGGGUCAGAUCCUCCGCGCACCCAUUUUACAGGAUUUUUGCUGGAAGGAGAAUCAGCAUUCCACGCGUUCCGCACCGUUGAUUCCUUCGCCAGUAGGAAGAAUGAAACAAUUCCUUUUUAUGGGCUUAACACGGACAUUGAGGGCAAUUUUAAUCUUACAACGAGCACAUUUACAGCCCCAGUAAAUGGCACGUAUUUCUUCCAGUUUUCCGGGUCCAGUUCCAUCACAACGGACGUGAUUUUAGUGAGGAAUGACGACGAACCGAUGGGUUAUGGUUACACUAGAAACACUCACUGGGGAUCUGCCGGUUUUCAUACUUUGUGGCCAUUGCAGAAGGGAGACAAGGUCUACGCCAGACUUAAUACGGGGCAACUUGACGAAGCUGACAGAGAUUUAAAAAUUACGAAUCUGUUAGGUUUCAUUGUAGCAGACGAAAUAUCUGAUUCAAUGAACUCAUCGAUUCAUUUUCACGUCAUUCGAACUUCUGAAAUGUACGUGGGUAGGCCCGACGGCAUCGGCCAAGUGAUCAAUUAUACUAGAAUCAUUUCUAAUGAAAGGGACGGGAUGGACGCGAAUUCUGGAAUUUUCAAGGCGCCGGAAUCGGGAGUCUAUGCAUUCCAUUUUACUAGCCACAGGGGUAAUAGAUACAUCGGUGGCCCCAAUGCGUGCAGCACAGUUAUUCAAAUGCGCAACAAUGAAACAAUAGGUACCAGCAGCAACUGUCACUCGACGUAUUCCGCACCAAUUUUCUUUCACUCGGUUCUAUCGCUCGACACAAACGACGAGAUCAAAAUGCUGCUGCACGAAGGUGACAUAAAUGCCGUUUACGAACAUAAAAUGUGUGCCCGAUUUUCUGGAUUCCUGAUUUAUUCCACGUAA
Messenger RNA from Daphnia pulicaria, 1810 nucleotides. RefSeq lists its product as uncharacterized. Lineage: Eukaryota; Metazoa; Arthropoda; Branchiopoda; Diplostraca; Daphniidae. Bases 413 to 1810 code for a protein of 465 amino acids. The record is from RefSeq and is a predicted model, not a curated record. The transcript has 3 exons. Gene Ontology annotation, molecular function: protein binding.